GUCUUACCUAUCGGUGUAAUAAAGUCAACUGCGAAUAUUACGCUCUACUUACGGUAAGAUGACGGAGGCAAAAUACAGGAAACGGAACUAUGCGAAAGGCCCGCAUGGUUUCAUUCAUCUAGUUACACACGUGUGAGAUAUAGUUACGGGCAGCUUUCAAAGGAAAAUAAUGUCGCUCAGUCUAGGUGGGAAAACUGCGUUGGUGACGGGCGUAAUGGGACACAUAGGUAAAGCUGUUGUCAAGGGAUUGGUAGAAGCCGAAUGUUAUGUGAUAGGAACUGAUCGCUUUCCUAGGUAUUCUGUGGACGAUCUGUUCGAGGAACUACAACUCACCUCUGGGGAAAAUAUGACAUAUAUAGCUUGUGAUCUGACUUUAACAGAGGACAUUGAAAAGCUCUUCAAAGCCAUUGAUAAGGAGAGGCCGGAUGGCGUGGACAUCUUUAUCAAUGCCGCAGCGUCGUUCAGUUUUGGGUCCCUGAUAGAGGACAUUUCCCUUGAGCAGUGGAAACGGGAAGUGAGCAUCAAUCUAACGGCGGCAUUCAUGAUCACCCAAUAUAUCCUCCACAAAAUGAAAAAAAAAGGAUGGGGACGUAUCGUGUAUGUCUCGUCUCAGUUAGGACUAAAAGCGAUCCCCAAGGCGGCAGCAUACAUUACUACAAAGGCAGGGCUCUGCGGUCUAACGAGGGCCGUAUCUGUUGAGACAGCAGAAAAUGGUAUCACAGUUAAUGCUGUAUGCCCCGGACCGAGAGAAGGUGACAUGAUGGACAGUGUGUUAAACACCCAUGCAGCAGAAAGGAAAACAUCGACACGAGAAGCCAGGGAAUUUGUACAGACAUUUUUACCAACAAGAAGGUUUUCAAGUAGCUCACAGAUAGCAUCAUUUAUAAUGUACCUCUGUUCCUCCGGAGCUGACAAUAUGACGGGGACAUCCACAUCCAUUGAUGGAGGUCUUAACGCCACGUGAUCAAAGUCUACUAAUUUCGUUUCCAUAUUAUUAUGACAUUAAGUCAUUACCGGUGAACUUUUUUGAAAGAUCGGUGUUUUUUUUAGCUCACCUGAAGUGAAAGCUUUUCUGAUCACAUUUUGUCUGUCGUCCGUCUGUCCAUCUGUCCAUACACUUUUCACAUCUUCUCAAGAACUACUGGGCCAAUUUCAACCAAACCUAGCACAAAUCAUCCUUAGGCAAAGGGGAUUCAAAGUUGUGAAAAUUAAGGGCCACACCUUUUUUGAAGGGGAGAUAAUUAUUAAAAAAUUUUGAGAAAUUUUCAAAAAUCUUCUUCUCAAAAACCAUUAAGCCAGGAAAGCUGAAAGGUAGUGUAAAUUCAAAGAUGUAAAAAUCAUGACCCCCGGGGGUAGGGUGGGGCCACAAUGGGGGGAGGGUCGAAGUUUUACAUAGGAAUAAUUGAAUAAAUCUUAAAAAAUCUUCUUCUCAGAUACUAAUCAGCCAGGAAAGCUGAAACUUGUGUGGAAGCGCCCUCAGGUAGUGUAGACUCAAAGGCGUGAAAAUCAUGACCCCCAGAGGUAGGGUGGGGCCACAAUGGAGGGUCGAAGUUUUACAUAGGAAUAUAUAGAGUAAAUCUUUAAAAAGAGUAAAGAGAGUAAAUAGAGUAAAUCUUUAAAAAUCUUCUUCUCUAAAACUAAUCAGCCAGGAAAGCUGAAACUUCUGAGGAUGCAUCCUCAGUUAGUGUUAAUUCAAAGUUGUAAAAAUCAUGACCCCCGGGGGUAGGGUGAGGCCACAAUGGGGGGGGGGAUCGAAGUUUUACAUAGGAAUAAUAGAGUAAAUCUUUAAAAAUCUUCUCAUAAACUAAUCAGCCAGGAAAGCUGAAACUUGUGUGGAUGCAUCCUCAAGUAGUGUAGAUUCUAAGUUGUGAAAAUCAUGAUCCCUGAGGGUAGGGUGGGGCCACAAUGGAGGGGUCGAAGUUUUACAUAGGAAUAUAUAGAGUAAAUCUUGAAAAAUCUUCUUCUCUGUAACUAAUCAGCCAGGAAAGCUCAAACUUCUGUGGAUGCAUCCUCAGGUAGUGUUAAUUAAAAGUUGUAAAAAUCAUGACCCCCGGGGGUAGGAUGGGGCCACAAUGGGGGGUCGAAGUUUCACAUAGGAAUACAUAGAGUAAAUCUUUAAAAAUCUUCUCAGAGACUAAUCAGCCAGAUGAUUCUUUAUAAUUGUUAAGACUUUGGCCCCAGGACACUACUUCGGCUUUACAAGAAGGUUCUGAGUUUGAUGUAGGUUUAUUUCCCACAUAGAACCAUAGUUAAGGAUCGUUUUGAGAACUGCAAUACUCAACAUGUGAUUUGAUUAUAAAAUCAUCCUGUUAGAAAAGUGACUAAUGAUUAUAAACAUAUUAUUUAUACAGGAUCUACAUGUAUUACUGUACAUUGUACAAAUAGUUUGUAUUAUGACUGAUUUGAUCAUACCUAUUGUUCCUCAGGUGAGCGAUGUGGCCCAUGGGACUUGUUCUUUGUAUUACGAUAUUCCACUACAUGUACAUGUAUAUUUUAGAUAAAAUAUGAAAUUCAUUGAACAAUUACCGGUGAACUUUUUUGAAAUAUCAUUAUUUUAGUGUUCCUCUUUAAUUUGCAACAUGCAACAGCAUGUAAUUUUGAAUAAAAUGUGAGUUAAAUGAACCAUAUGUCGCAUGUUAUGCAUAUUGUUGAGGGGCAUUGUCUCCAUUUCUUCUUUCUAAAUUUUACUUUUCCAAAUACCGAUGCACAAAUGCUUGACGAAGGUGUUUCAAAUGGCCUGCCAAAAUUUUAAUGUCAAGUUUGUCAAGUUUUAAGAAUUAUGAGCUCUGUAUCUCCUAAGCGUCUAGACUUAGUAAAUAAAAGGAACCGACAAGGUUCUGAUUUUUGAGAUUUAAUUUUUCAAAUAUUUUUCUGUAUAUAGUCUUAGAAACUCUUUGAUUGAUACACAUGUGUCAAACCAUCUGGACAUGGAAAAAAUAUUGACCAUUCUAAACAUUGAGUAGCCUUUGCUUCACAUACAUUAAACUAAGUACAAACUAGAGGCCAAGAGGCCACAUCGCUCACCAGAGCAACAAUAAGCAUAACUGAUCAAAUCAGCAUUACAGCAGCAAAUCAAAAUAUCUUGAGAACUCAGUUCUGUACAGUAGAUCCUGCACAAAAAAGUUAAAAUAUCUGCCGAUUUUAUCCACAAGUAUAUUUAUGGUAA
This is a messenger RNA of Magallana angulata, 3166 nucleotides long. RefSeq names its product D-beta-hydroxybutyrate dehydrogenase-like. The record is from RefSeq and is a predicted model, not a curated record. The transcript has 9 exons. The coding region runs from base 170 to 964 and encodes 264 amino acids. Lineage: Eukaryota; Metazoa; Mollusca; Bivalvia; Ostreida; Ostreidae.